Messenger RNA from Trichoderma harzianum CBS 226.95, 1350 nucleotides. RefSeq lists its product as hypothetical. Gene Ontology annotation, molecular function: prenyltransferase activity. The record is from RefSeq and is a predicted model, not a curated record. Gene Ontology annotation, biological process: isoprenoid biosynthetic process. The transcript has a single exon. Bases 1 to 1350 code for a protein of 449 amino acids. Lineage: Eukaryota; Fungi; Ascomycota; Sordariomycetes; Hypocreales; Hypocreaceae.
AUGCAGCCCGAAUUCACAGUCUCCCCAGGCGCAAUCCCUCCCAGGACAUCCAGCAGCGGGCUUCAGUCUCGGCGACAGCGUCAGAGCCAGAGCUUCACCUUUACCAACGCCUUUGCCUCGUCCCUCCCACGUCUGGAAUCUUCGAGUUCCGCUUCCGCUUCCGGCUCUGCUGCCGCUGCCGUUGUCGAACCCCUAAUCGAGCUCCAAAGCGAAGCCGAGUGGCUUGACCCACGCUCCAAGCUAGGCAAACGCCCAGAACAAAUGGCGAAGCGGCCCUUGCACCCUCAACCUCCGCCCCGGAGAAGCUCCAAGCGAGUAAACUACGGCGAGCUCAACAGCACCAACAACAUCAUCAACAACAACGGCAAAGACGACAUGCAGCACCAAAUCAAUCCCUCGGCGCCUCCCGACGUCGCGCGCUUCGCCCACGAUGACUUUGACUUUCGCGGCCGCGGUACUUGGACCGACGACAAGGAGCACAUCGUAAGAGGCCCGUUUGAGUACUCCACCAGCCACCCGGGCAAGGACUUUCGGUCCCAGAUCAUCGCCGCCUUCAACGCCUUCCUCGACGUGCCCCCCGAGAGCCUCAAGGCCAUCACGAGCGUCGUGGGCAUGCUCCACGAGGCCUCGCUGCUGGUCGACGACGUCCAGGACUCGUCCGAGCUGCGCCGCGGCUUUCCCGUCGCCCACAACAUCUUCGGCGUCGCCCAGACCAUCAAUUCCGCGAAUUACAUAUAUUUCGCCGCGCUGCAGGAGCUCGUCAAGCUCGGCAACCAGAACGUCAUCCAGCUGUUUGCCGAGGAGCUGCUCAAUCUGCACCGCGGCCAAGGCAUGGACCUCUUCUGGAGAGACACCCUCACUUGCCCCACGGAGGAUGACUACCUCGAGAUGGUGGGCAACAAGACCGGCGGCCUAUUCCGCCUCGGCAUCAAGCUGAUGCAGGCAGAGUCGACCACCAACGUCGACUGCGUGCCCCUCGUCAACAUCAUCGGCCUCAUCUUCCAGAUCCGCGACGACUACAUGAAUCUGUCAUCGAGCGAGUACAGCCAUAACAAGGGCAUGUGCGAGGACCUGACGGAGGGCAAAUUCUCCUUCCCCGUCAUCCACAGCAUCCGCGCCGACCCCGUCGACCUCCAGCUCAUCAACAUACUCAAGCAAAAGACCACAGAUGUGCAGGUCAAGCGCUACGCCGUCUCCUACAUGGAAUCCAAGGGCAGCUUCGACUACACCCGCCAGGUAGUCGGCACCCUCAUCGAACGGGCCCGCAAGAUGGUCGCGGAGCUAGACGAUGAGAACGGUCGGGCCGCUGGCAUCUACAAGAUUCUGGAUAAGAUGACCAUAUCGUCGUGA